CCUCCCCCCAGGAGCCAGUGGUGACAGCUGAAGCCAUGUGAGUUGGAUCCUGAAUGAGGCUUUAUCUCUGGCUCUUCGUCAUCGGCCACCGUCCACCAUCCACCAUGGCACCAGCUCCCUCGGGCAGCCGGGAUGGGACAGGCAACUGAGAGAGCCAGAGAGAUGAUGGUGCCUUUGCUCUGGACUGUGAGAGGAAUAGGACUUUGGACUUCCAGCUGCCAAGCAGGUGGUGGGGGCUCCAGGCCAUGAUCUGCACCCUCUAACCCUGGUGCUGCCCUCUGCCCUGACUUGCACCAGACCCGGCCAUGUCGGAAGGAGAGGCUCCUGCCCCGCGGGGCCGGGCGCUGCCCCCAGAUGUGCUGGCAGAGCAGGUGGAGUUAUGGUGGUCCCAGGAGCCACGGCGCUCGGCACUCUGCUUUGCCAUGGCGGUGGGCCUCGUGGCUGGCUGCGGGGCAGGCGGCGUGGCACUGCUCGCCUCUGGCCUGGUGCUGCUGGUCACCGGCCUGGCCCUGGCCGGGCUGGCCGCCGGCCGCCGCCCUGCCCGGCCACUGGCCGUCAUGCUGUCCGUGGGCAUCGCCCUGGCUGCCUCCGGCUCACUCUUGCUACUGGGCUUGCUGCUGUAUCAGGUGGGCGUGAGUGGACACUGCCCUCCCCUGCGCGCUGCCCGCUCCAUGCACAGUGACCACAGUGGCAGCGGCAGCAUCUUCAGCAUCUCAGGACGGCUCUCUGCUGGCCAGCGUCAUGAGACCACAUCCAGCAUCGCCAGCCUCAUCUGACCAAGCCGGAGCCCUUGCCACAGCUGCCUCAGCCUCAUGGACCUGUGCUGGCGUGUGAGUGUGUGUGUUUGUGUGACUGUGUGUGUGCACCUCCCCAGGACUGUCCGGCCCUACGGGAAGGUGAGUGUGUGUCUUCUUGGAACUGGGUGUUGUGUCCAUGGAACCGUCAGAGGCUGCCUGUCUGCACUGGGGUCUCCAGGCAGAGAAGUAUCUGGGGCCCCUGGAGAUUCUGGGCUCGCUCCUAUUCCCAACACCCCUCCAAGCCAAUCCUGCCUUCUCGCACUCCUCAGGGACUUCCCCAGGAGUGACUGCUGCCCACCCCGGAGACCGCACCAGCAAGUCUUCAUUGAGGAGAAUCACUGCUGGCGGAGUGGGCUCCGGGGCGUGACAGGCCUGCGUUGGAAUCCUCCUCGACCACUUCCCAGCUGGGCAACUUGGGCAAGUGACUUGGCGUCUCUGAGCCUCAGUUUUUGAGAGUCAUGGUUGUGGUCAUGAAUUCUGAGGAUCGAGUAUGGAAGGACGGGGUACAUUACAGAUGUGCAUUAAAAGUGGUGGCUGCUGUUA
Myotis davidii is the source of this 1340-nucleotide messenger RNA. RefSeq names its product transmembrane protein 125 (gene TMEM125). NCBI's taxonomy places the organism in Eukaryota, Metazoa, Chordata, Mammalia, Chiroptera, Vespertilionidae. The transcript is spliced from 3 exons. Bases 306 to 776 code for a protein of 156 amino acids. The record is from RefSeq and is a predicted model, not a curated record.